Pezoporus occidentalis (night parrot) is the source of this 1011-nucleotide messenger RNA. RefSeq names its product 3'(2'), 5'-bisphosphate nucleotidase 1 (gene BPNT1). Gene Ontology annotation, molecular function: 3'(2'),5'-bisphosphate nucleotidase activity. Gene Ontology annotation, biological process: phosphatidylinositol phosphate biosynthetic process. The transcript is spliced from 9 exons. Bases 30 to 953 code for a protein of 307 amino acids. NCBI's taxonomy places the organism in Eukaryota, Metazoa, Chordata, Aves, Psittaciformes, Psittacidae. The record is from RefSeq and is a predicted model, not a curated record.
GAGAGUAGCACGGCCGAGACGCUUUCAGCAUGGCUUCUCCAGCUCUGCUCAUGCGUGUGGUCGCCUCUGCAUAUUCUGCUGCAGAAAAAGCUGCAACAAUUGUUAGAAAUGUAAUGGCUGCAGGAGAUCUGGGCAUAGUGGAGAAGACAGGAGCCAAUGACUUGCAGACUAAAGCUGACCGACUGGUACAAAUGAGCAUUUGUGCUUCACUGGCACAGAAGUUUCCCAAGGUGACAAUCAUAGGAGAAGAAGAACUGCCUGGUGAUGAGGUAACUGAGGAACUAAUUGAAUAUGGUCACUGUGAAGAAAUCCUGAAGAAAACUUGUCCUGCUCAGUACACAGGAAUUAAAGAGGAAGAGCUUGUAAUAUGGGUUGAUCCCUUGGACGGAACCAAGGAGUACACUGAAGGUCUCCUUGACCACGUAACGGUUCUUAUUGGAAUUGCUUAUGGAGGCAAAGCAAUAGCAGGAGUUAUUAACCAGCCAUAUUACAACUAUGAGGCAGGACCUGACGCUGUGCUAGGACGGACAAUCUGGGGAGUCCUAGGCAUAGGUGCCUUUGGAUUUCAGCUCACAGAAGCACCUGCUGGGAAACACAUCAUUGUUACCACCCGUUCUCACAGCAGUGCCCUGGUAAACGAAUGCAUCAGUGCUUUGAAUCCAGACAGUGUCAUCAGAGUUGGAGGAGCAGGAAACAAGGUCAUUCAGCUUAUAGAAGGCAAGGCAUCUGCUUAUGUAUUUGCAAGUCCUGGGUGCAAGAAAUGGGAUACAUGUGCACCGGAAGCUAUUCUACAUGCUGUGGGAGGCAAGAUAACUGAUAUCCAUGGAAAUUCAUUUCAGUAUAACAAGGAAGUGAAACACAUGAAUUCUGCUGGGGUCCUUGCUGCUUUGAGAAAUUAUGACUAUUAUGCCAGUCGUAUUCCCAACACUGUUAAACAAUCCCUUGUGCCUUGAAUUAAUAAAACAUCUUUACUUGGCCUGGCAGGCUGAGAAAGCGAGCUUGGAGAAGAAA